Messenger RNA from Arctia plantaginis, 279 nucleotides. NCBI's taxonomy places the organism in Eukaryota, Metazoa, Arthropoda, Insecta, Lepidoptera, Erebidae. The record is from the annotation of a GenBank genome assembly.
AUGAAGGUAGCUCUAGUGGUUAUAUUUAUGGUGUUGAUAUGUCGACAAUUUGAAGCUCAUCAAAGUGCUCAAAAAUACUGCGGUCGACGGUUCCCCAGGGUGGUGGCGGCCUUGUGUUAUCCUAGCACUGAAUUGGUAAAACGUGAUGGUAGCUGGUGGAUGUUGCAGGAAAGAGCUCGAGCUCUCGGUAGAGUACGCGGCAAACGCGGACCCGUCGAAGAAUGCUGCAAAAAACCUUGUACUAUCGAAGAGGUUCGCACGUAUUGUGAAAUGUUUUAA